AUUUACUCUUUUUUUUCUUCUUUUUUUCUUUUUAUUUUUUAUUUUUUAUUUUUUUUUCUAAAGUAUAAUGUUUAGAUUAGAAGGUCCAGUUUUAACUUAACUCUUACGCCUCGCAUCACAACGGUAACAAAAUGCAAGUUCAAAUGAGACGAGUCGCUAACAGAUAGUGAAUCAGACGAGUCGCUAACUCUUAUCUCUUUGUUCGAUUUCUCUCUCUUCUUCUUGGCGAACUUCAAGGACGACAAUUAAGGGAAUAGCGAUCCAAACCCCAUAAACAAAUAAACCCAGCCCAGUGAAAUUACCAAACACGGCUAACAAAACAAACCCUAGUAAUUGAACUAUUUGCGUACAAAUAAAGCCAACAAGAAAGGUACCCAAUUGUCAACAAGAAAGCUCCUGAGGAUAUUUUUGUCUUCUCGCCUAAGAAAACCCCACACACGACCACGCGACCUUCCUCUCUCUCACCUUCACAGUACGCGCCGAGUAACCGACAACGAACCGACUUCUCAGAAAUCAACCACGGAUCCAUCAUCUUUUUCAAAUUCGAAUGAAUAAACUUGUAUAAACAAGAAGAUGGACAUAAAAGCAUACCAUUCGGUGAAGUUCAGUGGCCAGAUACCAAACAGAUAUAUCAAGGAAAACAUAGUUCGGCGGGAAAUAUGUGAUGCCUGGCAAGUACCUUGCUUUCCAGCUUCCUCAUAUUCACCCAUAAGGAGGACCAUCAAUGCUUGUGAACCAAAUAAUGGUCUUAAAAGGUCUUUGUCUGAUGGAGAUCUUAGUGACACCAACUCUGUCAUUACAGAAGAUUUUCUGCCUCCUUCAAAAUAUCUGAAGACGGAAGAUUCCUUUGAAAGUGGAGUUUAUCAUGCAGUUGAUCCUGCAAAGAAGUCAGAGGAACCAAAUAUACCCAUUGUGCCCUUUGCUGAUUUUUUCACCGCAGAGCAAAUAAAGGAGCAUAUCUCCAGUCUUAGGCAGUGGAAUAAUCAGAGUAUCAUGAAGGAAGCAUCAGAAAAUACAAUCGCACAUUCUGUUGGUGAAGGCUCGUGCCAGUUGUGUGCCAUGGGAAAACUUGUGUUCGCUCCGGCACCCAAGUAUUGCUCAACUUGCGGAACUCGUAUAAAACCCAGUUUGUUUUAUUAUCACGGGCUGGAUGAAAAGGGUGCACAUCAUUGCAUUUGUCCCUCAUGCUUUAGGGCGUCUCGUGGUGCUACCAUCUCAUUCCAAGGGGUUUCCAUUUCCAAAGCAAAUCUGUACAAGGCUUGUAAUAAUGAGAAAAAUGAAGAAUCGUGGGUUCAAUGUAAUAAAUGUGAACAAUGGCAACACCAGAUAUGUGGUCUCUACAAUAAGAAACAAGAUUCGGAAGGAAAAGCAGAGUACAUUUGUCUAAAAUGCUGUUUAGAAGAAAUAGAAAUUGGACAGCAGAAGCCUUUAUCAAAGACUGCAGCAUUUGGAGCAAAAAAUCUGCGAAAGACUAGGCUUGGUGAUCACAUUGAACAAAGGCUCUUUAGGCGUCUCAAGCAAGAGAGAGAAGAGAGGGCAAAGGCUUUAGGAAAGAACUUUGAUGAGGUACCUGAAGCAGCUGAUCUCGUUGUCAGAGUGGUGUUAUCUGUCAAAAAACAAUUGAAAGUGAAACAGCAAUUUUUAGAUAUCUUCCAAGACGAGAAGUAUCCUGCAGAAUUCCCAUACAGAUCAAAGGUGAUUCUUUUGUUUCAGAAAAUUCAAGGUGUAGAUGUAUGCCUUUUCGUAAUGUAUGUUCAAGAGUUUGGUUCAGAAUGCUGUCCACCAAAUCAACGUUGUGUUUAUAUAUCGUAUCUUGAUUCUGUCAAGUACUUCAUACCAGAGAUAUAUACUGUUAGUGGAGAUGCUCUUCGUACCUUCGUUUACUGUGAAAUUUUGAUGGGAUACCUAGAGUAUUGCAAGAAACGAGGAUUUUCAACCUGCUAUAUAUGGGCCUGCCCACCUUUAAAAGGAGAAGAUUAUAUUUUAUAUUGCCAUCCAGAGACACAGAGAACACCAAAACCUGAUAAGCUGCGGCGGUGGUACAAGUCAAUGCUAAAAAAAGCAGCCAAUGAGAACAUUGUGGUGGAUACCAGUAAUUUAUAUGAUGAAUUCUUUAUUUCUACUGGACAAAGCCGAACCAAGAUAACUGCAGCUCGUUUACCAUAUUUUGAUGGUCACUAUUGGUCAACUGCUGCUGAAAAUGUGAUUAGAAGAAAUAUUGAGGAAGAAAGUGGAGGAGAUUUACAAAGGAAGGUGAAAAAACUAACGACAAAGAGAAAUUUAAAAGCCAUGGGGCAUACCUCCAAUCCUUCUGGUGAUGCAGUGAAAGAUAUUCUACUGAUGCAUAAACUGGGGCAAACCAUCUUACCCUUGAAGGAAGACUUUAUAAUGGUCUACUUGCAAUACACUUGCACAUGCUGCCGUGAAGUGAUACUAACUGGAAGCAGAUGGAUUUGCAAUCAAUGCAAAAAACUUCAGCUAUGUGAAAGAUGCUAUGCUGUCAAGCAAAAUGUCAAUGAGGAUGGAACGCACACUUCCCAGAGCGGGAGAAGACACUUGCUCUCUCAGGUGGCGGUGGAUGAUGUGUCUGCUGAUACUGAGGACAAUGACUUGUCUUUCGAUAAUGAUUUCUUUGAGAUUAGGCAUACAUUCUUAAACUUCUGUCAGGAGAACAAUUAUCAGUUUGAUACACUUCGUCAUGCCAAGUAUUCUUCACUGAUGAUCCUGUAUCAUCUCCGAAAUCUGAUUGCACCAAGUUCUGGGAACUGCAGCAUUUGCCAUAAGGAUAUUAUGGUAAACCAGGGCUGGCAUUGUGAGACAUGUCCAGAGUUUGAUAUUUGUGCUGCAUGCUAUCAAAAAAAAAAUGGUGAUUGUCGUGUUCAUCAUAAGUUAACUAGGCGUUCUGCUGCUGCUAAUUAUGAGUCAAACAGUAACCAGGCUCAGCCUCAGCAAGUAAAGUUGAGUAAAUUAGUGGAUGCUCUACCACAUGCCAUUCAAUGCCGUGCAACCCAAAGCAAUCCAUGUUCCUACCCGAUGUGCCUUCAAAUCAAAAGAUUCUUUAUUCAUGCACUUCAAUGCAGUCUUUCUUUGGAUGGUGGGCAUUGUAAACUAUGCGAUUCAACCAGCAUGAUACUGAAGUCCCACUCAAAAAUUUGUAAUGAUUCAGAUUGCAUAAUAUGCAGGGCUGCGAAGAGUAGGUUAGAAAAGGCUUAAUUUCAGUCUAGAACUCGGUGAAGGGCUGCUGCUACGGGUUAGGAAGCACCAGAGGUUGCUGGAAACAGUUGAUUGUCCGAGUGUAUAGUAAUAGAUGGAUCAUCAACGACAGCACCCGAGGUUGCUGGAAACAGUUGAUUGUCCGAGUGUAAAGUUAUAGAUGGAUCAUCAACAACAGCAGCCACUUAUACUGAUCAAUACCAUUCAAAGUAGUAGUAUUUGAAUAUACUGACUUGUUACUUUUGAUGGUUGUAUAGAUUACUUCACUGCACUGUGCAGUGAGUUCAUUCAAACUGAGUCAUUUGUAACUCCAGAAUAGUUAUCAUGUGAAUAAAAGGAUGCUAUUCAUGAAUAAAAAUAUCCGCUGAUCGAUUUUUACCUUCAA
Messenger RNA from Cornus florida, 3598 nucleotides. RefSeq names its product histone acetyltransferase HAC1-like. Gene Ontology annotation, molecular function: chromatin DNA binding; zinc ion binding; histone acetyltransferase activity. The coding region runs from base 574 to 3213 and encodes 879 amino acids. The record is from RefSeq and is a predicted model, not a curated record. The transcript is spliced from 13 exons. Gene Ontology annotation, biological process: positive regulation of transcription by RNA polymerase II. Gene Ontology annotation, cellular component: histone acetyltransferase complex; transcription regulator complex. Lineage: Eukaryota; Viridiplantae; Streptophyta; Magnoliopsida; Cornales; Cornaceae.